AUGGAAGACAUCAAUUAUAAAAGUAAUUAGCUCUAUCUUAACUUAAGUUGUUGUAUUGGGAGAUGCAGGAGUUGGAAAAACUUUUAUUUUAAAUAAGUAUGUGAAAGGUUAGUAACCUACAAAUAAUUCAUCUACAAUUGGUAACACAUAAUAUUAAAAUAAGGUAGGAAUUGAAUUUGCAACUAAAACUGUGACAUUAUCAGAUGGAGGAAAGAUUUAAGUUUAAAUUUGGGAUACAGCUGGAUAAGAAAGAUAUAGAGCUAUUACUACUAAUCAUUUUAGAGGAGCAGGAGGUGCUUUAUUAGUUUAUGAUAUUACUAAAGAAAAAACAUUUGAAAAUUUAACAAGAUGGAUGGAAGAACUCAAAACAGCAGCUAAUAAAGAUGUUGUUAUGUAUCUUAUUGGUAAUAAAACUGAUUUGGUUGAAAGACAACCUAAUUCUAGGAAAGUCACAAGAGAGGAAGGUUAAUAAUUUGCUAUUAAAAAUUAAUUAUACUUUGAAGAGACUUCUGCCUAUAGAGGAACUAAUAUUGUAUAAUGUUUUGAAAAAUUAAUUGAAGGUAAUUCUAAAAUUUAAUAUUACCUUUAGAAAUGUAUUUAAAGAGAAAUUUAUAAAUAACGCAAUAAGAAUAAUAAUAAUAAAAUACUUAAUUGAAACUUAUAGAAACUCCAAUGUGCAGUAAAUGCUGA
Molecule: messenger RNA, 690 nt
Organism: Paramecium primaurelia
Lineage: Eukaryota; Ciliophora; Oligohymenophorea; Peniculida; Parameciidae
Source: the annotation of a GenBank genome assembly